Messenger RNA from Zophobas morio, 1896 nucleotides. Its product is annotated as piggyBac transposable element-derived protein 4-like. The transcript is spliced from 2 exons. Lineage: Eukaryota; Metazoa; Arthropoda; Insecta; Coleoptera; Tenebrionidae. The coding region runs from base 1 to 1896 and encodes 631 amino acids. The record is from RefSeq and is a predicted model, not a curated record.
AUGAAAAUUAUGGUUAAGGUGAACUUUAUUGGGAAUAUUGGAGCGCCCCUUUUUUUCUUUGAUAUACGACCAGAAGUAUUUAGGAUCACGCAGUUUCCAAUCCAAGUGAGGAAUCCCAAUUGUUUGACUGAUGAAGAAUUAGCUGCUUUUCAUGAUGAAGAUCUAUCUGAAGAACAAAUAGUGGGUGGAGACGAUUCAGCAGAUUCCGAAGAACAAUUCGAACUUAGUGAACAUGAAAGCAAUUCAGAACAAGAGGCUAGUGGCGAUAACAAUGUCGAUAAUUUGGUAAAUGAAGAUGAACAUUCAGAUUAUUCAGUUACGGCAACAACAGCUCUUCAAAAUGCAAACGAUGGCGAUGGUCCAGUUUACAAAACAAAGCAUAACUUGGAAUGGAGCAAAUUGCCUCUGAAGAAAAAGUCAAAGACACCUGCAAAAAACAUUUGUAAAGAACGUUGUCAUCCCCUCGUCCCAAAAAGUGAGAUAUCAAACGAAAUAUCUGCUUUUGAGAAAUUUAUAAAUGCUGCGAUGGUUGAAGAGAUUGUAAGAUGUACAAAUAUUUUUAUCAGAAGAAAACAGGAAAAUUAUGCGCGAGAGAGAGAUGCACGUGAGACAAAUAAGGAAGAAUUUUUGGCAUUCUUGGGACUGCUGAUUCUCUCCGGUGUAAAAAAACAAGGUCAUACCAAUUUUCACGAAUUGUUUAGCGCCGACGGAACGGGAAUAGAAAUAUUUCGAGCUUGUAUGAGCGCAAACCGUUUCUUGUUUCUUCUUUCUGUAGUCCGAUUUGACGAUGUGGGCACUAGAGAAAACAGACGCAUAACCGACAAAAUGGCAGCAAUACGACAUAUAUUUGAUGCAUUUGUUGCAAACUGCAAGGGCUCUUAUUGCGUUGGAGAGUUUAUGACAAUUGACGAGAUGCUGAUUCCUUUCCGAGGAAGAUGCAGUUUUAUUCAGUAUAUGCCAAACAAGCCGGCAAAGUAUGGACUAAAAAUUUUUGCUUUAUGCGAUUCCAAAACAUUUUACUUGUCUAAUUUAGAGCUUUACUGUGGCAAGCAGCCAGACGGACCUUAUGUCUGUGAAAAUUCUCCACAAGCAGUUGUCAGUAGGUUGACAAACGACUACGUUGGAAAAAAUAGAAACUUGACGACUGACAAUUGGUACACGAGUUACCCACUUGCAGAGGAUUUACUAAACAAAAAAACCACAUUAGUUGGCACAUUGAGAAAAAAUAAAAAAGAGAUACCUGCCGAACUAUUACCUAAUAAAUCACGACCAAUUCCAUCUUCAAUAUUUGCGUUUCGGAAGGAUAUGACGCUAGUAUCCUAUUGCCAAAAAAAAAAUAAAGCUGUGAUACUACUCUCGACUAUGCACGCCGACGAUAUUGUCGACAGAUCUUCAAAUAAGCCUGAUAUCGUUUUGUUUUACAAUUCUACUAAAGGCGGAAUUGACACCGUUGACGAAAUGUGUGGUAAUUAUUCGGUACAAAAACGAACAAGACGCUGGCCUCUGGUUCUUUUUUUCCAAAUGAUUAAUAUUGCGGGAAUAAACUCUAACAUAAUUUAUAAAUACUUUCACAUAGACUCCAAUAAACAGCCACGACGUAUUUUUCUGAAAAACGUUGCAUUGUCUUUGAUGAAGCCUCAUCUGGAAACUCGAGCAAACAUUGAGACGCUUCCUAUAGAUAUAAAAGGCUUUCUUUCUAAAUAUAAAAAAACUUCAACGAACAUUGAGAGGAAUGUUACAAGAAAUCGAGGUAAAUGUGUCUUUUGCGAAAGUAAGAAAAAUCGCGUUACAACCAUCACAUGCGACUUGUGUGGUAGACUAGCAUGUAAAGAACACGUAGUAAAAACACAAGAAUGCGUAAGCUGUCGUAAAAGUAGAACAGAAGAGCAAGAAUAA